Psammomys obesus (fat sand rat) is the source of this 2678-nucleotide messenger RNA. RefSeq names its product retinol dehydrogenase 11 (gene Rdh11). Lineage: Eukaryota; Metazoa; Chordata; Mammalia; Rodentia; Muridae. Bases 59 to 1030 code for a protein of 323 amino acids. The record is from RefSeq and is a predicted model, not a curated record. The transcript has 8 exons.
GCCAUAAUCGGCCAGCCGCUUUGGAGAUCAAUCUCCACUGCGCUACGGUGGUGCUGAGAUGGUUGGGAUCCUGCUACUGCUAUGUCUCCCCUUCAUCCUGUACUUGGCCACGCCAAAAAUCAGGAAAAUGCUGUCCAGUGGGGUGUGUACAUCUACUGUCCAGCUUCCCGGGAAGGUAGCCAUAGUAACCGGCGCUAACACAGGCAUCGGGAAGGAGACAGCUAGAGAGCUGGCCCAAAGAGGAGCCCGUGUAUAUUUAGCUUGCCGGGAUGUGCAAAAGGGGAAACUGGUGGCUAGCGACAUCCAAGCCACCACAGGGAACAGUCAGGUCCUGGUGCGGAAACUGGACCUUGCUGAUACCAAGUCUAUUCGAGCCUUUGUCAAGGACUUCUUAGCCGAGGAAAAGCACCUCCACAUUCUAAUCAACAACGCAGGAGUGAUGAUGUGCCCCUACUCGAAGACCGCAGAUGGCUUUGAGAUGCACAUUGGAGUGAACCAUUUGGGUCACUUCCUCUUGACCCAUUUGCUGCUGGAAAAGCUGAAGGAAUCAGCCCCAUCACGGGUGGUCAAUGUGUCUUCUCUGGCACACCAUCUGGGAAGGAUCCACUUCCAUAACCUGCAGGGCGAGAGGUUCUACAAUGCAGGUCUGGCUUACUGCCACAGCAAACUAGCCAACAUUCUCUUCACUCAGGAACUGGCCAGGAGGAUGAAAGGCUCUGGAGUGACAACGUAUUCUGUCCACCCUGGCACUGUCCAUUCUGAAUUGGUCCGGCACUCAUCUGUUAUGAGGUGGUUGUGGAAUCUUUUCUUCCUGUUCAUCAAGACCCCUCAACAGGGAGCCCAGACAAGCCUGUACUGUGCCUUAACGGAAGGUCUGGAGAACCUAAGUGGCAGUUACUUCAGUGAAUGCCACCUGGCCUGGGUCUCUAGCCAAGGUCGUAAUGAGACGAUAGCCAGGCGGCUGUGGGAUGUCAGCUGUGAUCUGCUGGGCCUCCCUAAUGAUUGCGUUUCUAGUGGUAUCACCGACUAAGACAGAAGACCCUCAUAUGACCUACACAGUUCCUAUUUUCCUUUGGAAACCUACUUCUACCAAGGAGCAUGGAAGCCCUGUUAGGAUUGGGGCAUGGCAGUGUGGGUUAGAUGGAGCUCCUCUGAACCAACCAUCCUCUCCCUGAAGAACUCCAUUGUAACCUCAGACAAGCCCCAGGAGUCCAGUGACCUGGCUCGAGAGCAGGCCUCUGUGCCCCCAGCAUCUGGAUACUUCAGGAAAGUCUUCACUAAAUCUGGCAAUCUGAAGCUUUUGCUGCUGACACACUUUCCUACAUCCAGACCACAGAAGAGCUUCCUUCUCUAAGAAGUUUGUGGAGUUUGAACGGCAGAAAUAAAAGUAAAGCCAAGCUGUCAUUUUCCUACUGUUUUUUAGCCUAGUAAGGAGGCAAUGAAAGGAGAGCCGUGAGAUGAUAGGUCACUUGGCUUCAUUACUGACUCUAGACGCAUGGGAAGCCUCUUUUCUGUGCCUUAGUUUCUCUUAGGAAAUUAGAAAAGGAAAGGCCUUUUCAUUGUCUUUGUGUCUUCUUGUUCGUUUAUGCAGUUGGGAGUGCUUCCACAAAAUUCACAACAGCCACGCAAAGGAAAAGUCCUAAAUCCGACUACUGUAGACAGAUGAGCAGAGAUGGCACAAACCACUGUGGAGUCUCUGAUGUAAAUGAGUACAGUUGCAAAGCGAGGGGGACACUGUAUAUGUGGGAAUCAGUCACUGAGAAGCACAGAGGCAGCAAGGAAGAAGAUUAAGGAAAGAAAAAUCCUAGGAAGUAAUGCAUGGUAAUGAAGGGAUCAGCCAAGGAUCUAAAACCACAACCGAACAGUAGCAAUAGACACGCCCACUAUUUUAACCACCAAGGAAAAGUCCAGAGCACAAGAGUGAAAACUUACCAAGUUUUGAUUCAUAAAAUUUAUCCUAAGGACUGACACUUGUAAUUACAGUCAGUUUCACAGACUUUCAGAGCAUUUAUUACAUUAGCUUAAUAAGAUGUCAGUUUCAGUGAGGCAUGUGGAGAGAUGGAGUAGCCUUAGUAUUGGCUGCUGUCCCAGAGGACCCUGGUUCAGUUACUAGGACCCACAUGGUAGCUCACAACCAUCUAACACCUCACAGUUCUAGAAGAUCCGACACCCUUAUCUACCCCCAUGGAUAGUACAGGAAUACAGGCAUUCGUGUAUAAAUAAUUCUGUAAAAUAAUAAAUUAGAAAAUGUCAAUUUCAGGGUUAGAGGUGGGUGCUUUCCUGGUAUGUGUAAGGCUCUGGGUUUGAUAUCUUCAAUUUACUAGAAUCCUGUGCUCUAUUUGGAGGGCUUUAUCAAAAGCAAUGCAGGCCAAGGGUGUCGGAACCCCUCAUGUUCCCACACUUGUUUGGAGGCUGCUAUUCUGUGGGAGUUUGCCAUUUUCUUAGGCUGAUGAUUAUUUCUUAAGCUUGAAUAUGUAAGACUGAUAGGACCAUGAUCCUUAACUUUAAAUAUUUGUAAAUUGAUUUUUGUGGGCUUGUUCUGACCAAUAAACUAUACAUCUAAAAAUUAGUUUAUGGGGAAAGUGAGAACAUUUUGACAAUGCAAUGAAUAACUGAAUUCAUAUUUGACUGAGAAUUUAUAUUCACCUGUCAAUGAAAAUAAAGGUUCUUUUCAAUUA